AUGGUCAAAGAAGAAUCCGCAGACAGUUUCUUGCUUAGGACCUCUGACUUUGACCCACCAAUGUCUGGCUUUCGCCCAGCCAUAGAUACUCCACGUGCAACACCAUUCUCAACCUUCCCCACAGAUGCGAGAACUCAGGGGUUUCUUCGGCUUGUGAAGAGCUCUUCGGCUGAUGAUGAUUUCAAUUUCGCGAGUACUCUGGAGCACAAAGAAAAGCUCGGGGACAUCAGAGCAGCACCCUUGUUUUCGAAUCGUGUAAGACUUGCCCUAGACUCGGGCUAUAUGAGACGGAUGGGAGCCGUCGAUCCUAUCGCAUUUCCCCAGUAUGGUCUACUUGGCACCUGCCAGCAAUUCUACGGCAACGAGCGACUCAAGUCAGAAGUUCUCCCUGUUGAAGACAACUUUCUCAUGGUGAAUAUGAACACCCCAUGGUCUGCUUUUGUUUGCGGAUCUCAGGGUAGUGGUAAAAGCCACACCCUAUCUUACAUCCUUGAGUCAGCUCUCCUGACUUCCUCAUCGGCUGGUGAAAAUCCGGAGCCCCUUGCAGGAUUGGUCUUUCAUUAUGAUCAUUUCACGAGCCAGGAAAGUGCACAGUUAUGUGAAGCCGCAUAUCUGUGCUCUUCCGGUGUUCCUGUUCGAGUCCUUGUGUCGCCUUCGAAUUAUGCUGCUAUGCACCAUUUGUAUAGUAAUCUACCAGGCUUGCCAGAAACUUCUCCCAAGCCACAAGUGGUGCCGCUUUACAUCAAGGAGGAACAUUUGAAUGUCAGCCGGAUGAUGACGCUCAUGAAUAUGAACAACGUUGAGAAUCCCCCGCUCUACAUGGAAGUCCUCUAUCAAAUUUUGCGUGAUAUGGCUAUGGACAACAACGGCAGCCCUGGUGUUGACUACGCUGACUUCUCAGCGCGGUUAGACAAGCAAGGGUUUAAUGAGAUGCAGAAUGGUCCGCUGAACCUUCGCCUGCAGCUUUUGGAAGCCUUUCUCGCUCAUCGUGACCAGUCUACCGAAUCCUCAGCGUUGCUAGAUGAUUAUUUCAAAUCGGCACAAGGAACUUUAACGAUCGUUGAUCUGAGCUGUCCCUUUGUCAAUGAGAACGAUGCCUCUAUCGACGAGGCACACAAAUUCCUGACAAAGACCGGCGAAGCCAAGAGACUGACCGAGCAGUUGGUGUCUCUCAUCCGACAGCAACGUCAUCUGAGCACUCGUGUGGUAAUUGCCACUCAAGAACCUACGUUGUCCUCUCAACUCAUUGACCUAUGUAACAUCUGUAUCGUCCACAGAUUCAACUCUCCUGCGUGGUUCAGCGUCCUGAGAGACCAUCUCGCAGGCGCGAACGCCAGUUCUGGUGGUGGCAAAGCAGAAGCUCCGCAAUUAUUUGUUGAUAUUGUUGCUCUUCGCACAGGUGAAGCUUUCGUGUUCUGUCCCACUGCUCUGAUGGACGUGGUCGAAGGCCAAAUGGUCAACCUACAAAAUGGUUUCAUCAGAGUCAAAAUCCGACCGCGCUGUUCCGUGGAUGGGGGUCGAAGCAUUCUCGCUUCAGAUCGAGCUUCCCUCAUCAACAUUCAGCCUCGUCGGGUCUCAGAUAUUGUUCGUCCUUACCCCCGACGCGAGAACGUCAGAACCAAACGUUCACGAGGUGAGAGAGGUGGUAGUUCCACCACAACCGCAAUGUUGGACACUUCGAUCCCGGAAGUGGUCUACAGCACGCCGCCCGUUUCUACUCCUCCUGCACCAGUCAAUCCACCCGCAGUGCAGCGGCCAGUCGUAUCUGCAGCAAGUCAACUAUUUCAGACGAAAGCUGAGAAGAAGAUCAUUCUUAACGCACUGCGUGACGAGACCAUAGCUUUUUUACGAGCACAUCCACAUAGUCUGACAUAUCACGAAGUGAGACGAAGUGUCGCUGCAAGUCUCAAUCUCCCCAACGGGUUUUUCAACGAGUUGACCUGGGUCCAACUUAGCAAGAACGUUGUGAAAGAACAAGCGGUAUGUUGUUUUUGA
Messenger RNA from Exophiala bonariae, 1995 nucleotides. RefSeq lists its product as uncharacterized. The record is from RefSeq and is a predicted model, not a curated record. Lineage: Eukaryota; Fungi; Ascomycota; Eurotiomycetes; Chaetothyriales; Herpotrichiellaceae. Bases 1 to 1995 code for a protein of 664 amino acids. The transcript is spliced from 3 exons.